GUGUUUGUGGAGGAGGUGCUGCAGAACAGCGCCCCCUGUGGUGUGUUAUUUUCUCCACAUUCUCCCCCCACUCCUCCUCCACCUCCUCCUUCAGUUGCACUCUGUCUGGCAUCCUCCUCCUCCUCCUCCUCCCCAGCAGCAGCAGCGGGCUCUCCUCAGACAUGGAGAGCUGGUAGAGGCGCAGCAGCUCUCUCCGCCUCUCCUCUGUGGAUGUUGGACGUCCUACCAUGUCUGCGCGGCUCCGGGCGGCUCCGUACCUCCUCCUCCUCCUCUUCACCGCCUCCUGCCGGCUGUGUGCCGCCGCCCGACACGGUUGUUUAUUUGAGAAGAAGCUCUGUUCCAGAGACCAGCUGUGCAGCGAUGACGGGCUCUUCGGACAGUGCCAGGAUCCUCUCCAGGAGGCUGCCCGGUACCAAGUGUCAAUCCCGGUUCUCCGCAGGCUGCAGGAGGUCCUCAAGGACCUGAUGGUGCAGGGUCUGACCUGGAAGGAUGAUGUGACCCAAAAGGUCAUCAGCCGAGAGCUGAGAAAUGUUCCCACCCUUCGCCCCAAACUCCCCGACAAGUCACCCAAACAAGCUCCUGCAGACCCAGCAGACCCAGAGAUGAUGAAGCAGUACCUGGACUACAUGGUCCUGAGCUCCCCCCACAUGGACUCCUACUCCUACCACAAGCAGCCGCAGUUCGGUUACCAGGACGACGAAGAACGCUCGCUUAAUUCUCUGGAUGAGAACCCGUCCUUCGCUCGCUCCGGACCAGCAGGGAACUCCCUGGAUCGGGACCGGCAGCUUCUGCAGGACCUGCUGGUGUCCUACCUCACCGAGCCCUCUUCCUCGUCUUCAUCUUCCUCCUCCUCACCCUCUCAGUCCCUGUCGCUGCACAGAGCGCCGGUUGGAGCGGCUUCCUCGCUCUCUUCCUCCUCGCCCUUUUUUGCAGAUCUGGACUUCCCGCUAGAUUAUGGCGAGGAUUAUAUUUCCCAGGUCGCACAGCUCAGCAAGCAGGCUCCCCGGGAGCAGAUGGAGAAGAAGGUUCAGAAUGAGCAUGACAUCCUGUCCGGACUAGACGAGCGCUCCCUGCAGAGGCUGGCUCUGCUGCUGGACCGCUAUGGUCUCGACCUGAAAGAUCUGUCUGCAGAGAAGGACGAAGGCCCCGCGGCUCUGAAGCAGCUGCAGCUGGACAGCUCCUACGGCCAAAAACCAAACAAAAUUAAAAAUGGGAAUGACGCUACAGGGAAGAAGGUCACAGAAGGCUCCAUGUCCUACAAAACCGUCGCCCAGGCAACGUCAGCCUCCACGGGUGAACCAAACCAGAAGCAGUUCGUACCCUCUAAGGAGGAGAAGCAGGGAGGAGGAGGUUACACCGUCACCAACCAAAGGAUAAAUUCUGCAUCCCGGCUCACCGUCUGUCUGUUCUGCUUUUUCCUGGUCUGCAGUGCGGCCGGAAAAGCCGUUGCCUUCGAUGUCCGACCAAACUCCAAGAACCUGACGACAGCAGACACAGCCGACAAAGCAAAUGCUGGGAAGAACUUCUUGGCGUCUGACACAAGCUUAAAUGUUCUGCAGAGUGGCGUUGGCGAGACUGAAGGGAAGGCGUUGCCCUUAGCAACCAGAGUCCAGCCUGGUUCCCGCUGGCUCUUUACCACCCUUGUGCCCAUGGCCUGCAUCGGCGGUAUCGUGGUGGCAGGAAUGACCAUCGCCUGUCUCCGUCACCACGCCCACCGGCUGGCAGCGAAAAAGCUGGGUCUGGGACCGGAGGGCGGUAGCUUCACCCAUCAGGAAUACCAGGACCUGUGUCGCCAGCACAUGGCCUCCAAGAGUGCCUUUGGGCGCCUGGAGGCUGACGCUCUGGGCGCCGUGGGGGGAGCCAGCGGGGGAGGUGGUGGAGGAGGAGGAGGGGCAGGAGGAGGAAGUGGAGUUGGGGCAGGAGGUGCCGUGGGAGGAGGUGCUGACUCCAGGGUAAGCAGCGUUUCGUCCCAGUUCAGCAACGGAGCUCAACCCAGCCCCAGUUCCCACAGCAGCACGCCAUCCUGGUGCGAGGAGCCAGCACAGGCUAACAUGGACAUCUCCACUGGUCACAUGAUUCUGGCUUACAUGGAGGAUCACCUGAGGAACAAAGACCGUCUGAUGAAGGAGUGGGAAGCUCUGUGCUCCUACCAGGCUGAACCCAGCGCCGUCUCUGUGGCUCAAAGUGAAGCGAACGCCAAGAAGAACCGCAUCCCUGAUUCAGUACCCUAUGAUCACUCCAGAGUGAAGCUGAAAGCGGAGAUCAACCCCUCACGGUCAGACUACAGACUACAUUAAUUACACCAUUGUGAGUCUAUUGAACACGACCCGCGCAUGCCGGCGUACAUCGCCACGCAGGGACCUCUGUCUCAUACCAUCUCAGACUUCUGGCAGAUGGUGUGGGAGAACGGCUGCACCGUCAUCGUGAUGAUGACUGCUCUGGUUGAGGAUGGAGAGAAGCAGUGCGAUCGCUACUGGCCUGAUGAAGGCUCGUCCCUCUAUCACAUCUAUGAGGUGAACUUGGUGUCCGAGCACAUCUGGUGUAAUGACUUCCUCGUGCGCAGCUUUUACUUGAAGAACGUGCAGACGCAGGAAACGCGCACGCUCACACAGUUCCACUUCCUGAGCUGGCCUGCACAGGGCAUUCCGACCUCCACGCGCCCCCUACUGGACUUCCGCAGGAAGGUGAAUAAGUGCUACAGAGGCCGGUCCUGCCCCAUCAUUGUGCACUGCAGUGACGGCACAGGCCGGACCGGGACUUACAUCCUGAUUGACAUGGUUUUGAACCGCAUGGCUAAAGGUGUGAAAGAGAUCGACAUCGCUGCAACACUGGAGCAUGUGCGGGACCAGAGACCCGGGAUGGUGCGCACUAAGGACCAGUUUGAGUUCGCUCUGACUGCAGUGGCUGAGGAGGUGAACGCCAUCCUCAAAGCUCUGCCCCAGUGAACCCAGAAUCAUCCAGAUUCGCUCCUGUGAGGGGACUGAACCAUCACCCCUCCUCCCUUAUUCACACCUUUUGACCUUUCCUCCUCUGUACAUGGAUGAGAAGUGAUGCUUCCUCCUGCAUGUCACCUAAACUUCAAACCAAAGUGCUGAAAAAAAAAUACAGGUCAAGAAGAGUUUGGAAAAUCCUGGAGGAAUUAACCAGUGUCUAAAUCACGGAGUGUUGAUUUAUAAAGUUUCCAAAUCAAAUUGGAAGUACAAAUUCUGCUUCAUGAUACUUAAAAAAAAGAAAAAAGAAAUUUACAUGUUUUCUGUGUACCACUCAAGCAUUUUCAAUCUCUGGGUAUGUCGUCAUUUACCUCAUGCAAGAUAAAAAAAUUGAAAAAAAAAAGCUUAAUUUGUAUUUGUGACAGCUGAAAUAAAUCUUUUGGUGUUUAAGUGCUGCAACAA
Molecule: messenger RNA, 3392 nt
Organism: Oryzias melastigma (Indian medaka)
Lineage: Eukaryota; Metazoa; Chordata; Actinopteri; Beloniformes; Adrianichthyidae
Product: receptor-type tyrosine-protein phosphatase-like N
Exons: 22
Biological process (GO): protein dephosphorylation
Cellular component (GO): secretory granule
Molecular function (GO): protein tyrosine phosphatase activity
Source: RefSeq, a predicted model, not a curated record